GUUCUUCUCUUUGGUUCCUCACUCCUCUUCUGCUUUUUUCUCUCUUUGUUUCUCUUCGUUCCUCGGAAACCUCGUUCUUUUGCUUUUGACACAUUCAUCAGCUAUGUCUUCUCUUCAGCCUACCACCUCCUCUUUCUCAAAUAAAACCUCAAAGAGCUCCAGAAGUUCUCAGGAUCUAUCUAAUCUAUCGCCCGAGUUCUUGCCCAUCGUCACUUUGCUCUCUGCUCAGACUCACAGAAGGUACCAUGAGGGCAUUUUCAAUUUGCUCAACGACUUGAACAGCGAUGGCAAACCUGCUGACAGGAAAUGGCAAGAGGUUUAUGGAAUACUCACUGGAACUCAAUUGGCCUACUGGAAUGCUGAAUUGCUAUCCAACAACAGAGGUGAUCCAGAGCAAUUCUUAAAGGCUUCUUCAAAACCAAAAUAUAUCAACAUUUCUGACGCAAACUAUAAAGCAUUGGCUUCCCUCCCAACUUCUUCCACUCCCUCCUCUCCAUCUUCUUCCCUAAACAAUGUGAUACUAAUUUCAACGACUUUGAAAAACAGAUUCAUUUUGCAGUUUCAAAAUCCUGACAAAUUCAUCAAAUGGCAUGCCUCUUUUAGAUUAUCAACUUUUGAAUACACUUCCCUACAAAAGGCUUACACUGCUGCCUUACUAUCAGCAAGAGGCACGCGAUUAUCUGACAUCAAAGUCAUACUAUCCGAAACAAAAUUCAACUGCGAAGAAUGGACAAUGGUGCGAUUUGGUUCUGGUUCUGCUUGGAAAAGAUGCUACGUUGUGAUUGAACAACCAACGAAAAAACAAAGAAAAUCAAAAAAACACAAUAAUGGCAUUAUGUAUUUCUACGAAAACGAUAAAAAAGUGAAAAAAAGUGCUGCUAUUGCUUCAAUUGUCUCAUGCAAAAGUUGCUAUGCUGUCUAUCCUCAAUCCACUAUAUUUAUCGAUCAAAGCACUCAAAUAAAAAUGGAGGUUGAAAUGGUUUUCCAUACAGAUUUCCAGAAACUGAGUGGUUUCAAAAAAUCCAAACACCCAAUAGACACAACCGUCUUCCUAAUGCCGGAAUCUCAUUCUUCUGUUCCAGGCUAUGAUACACUAAUUCGUUUCUUAAUCCCAACAUUUGAUGCCUUCAAUCUCUAUGGCAGACCAAGCAAAUUAAUCGCUGAAAAAUCAAGCAUCUAUUCUCUUUUAUUUGCUCUACCAGUACUACCUCAUGUUUACUACUUGCCUUUGGAAGAUGUUAUCAACUUGACCUCUUCUUCCGCAUCUAUUGCCUGGUCUCCUGAGGAGUGGGAAGUUCGAAUCAAAGAAGUACUAAAGGGCAAAACAUUUGAAGGCUAUGAAGGUUACAGCUUACCCCAAACUGUUCCCGAUUCUCCUCUGGUUACUGAUGGACAAUCUGUUCAUUCAAUUCAUUCUGUUGUUUCAAUAUCAAGGUCCCCCAAUUUAUCUCAAAAUGAACUUCUAGGUUCUUACACUAAAAACAUGGUUGAUAAAAACCAACAAAGUUUGACCUCUGUUAUGAAUAGUGAACUGAAUGCUUCUUUAUCCCACUCUUCUAGCUAUAACCAAAUUCAUCAAACUUUGGCCUAUCAACAACGUCAAAGAUCUCCCGAACGUCAACGAUCUCCUGAACGUCAAGGUUCUCAAUCUCCCAGUCAUAAUCAUAAUCAUAUCGCAUUACAAUACUCAGGCCAAAGCAGCAAUGUCAAUAAUAAUGAUCAAAGCCACGGGCUAAAUCAACAGCAAUAUACAGGUUCUUCAAGUAGCUUUCAAACCUCUAGAGGAUCUGAUAACUUUUCUCAAAACAAUUCAAACCAGUAUCUUCAAAAUCCAAGGAUUGUGCUUCCUGGUCAAAACAACCCACCUUACCAACAAAUUCAAACUCAUUCCCAACCUGCAGCUCAGCCUCAACAGCAAUUCCAACCGCAGCAACAAGCCCCAGCCCAAGACUUUAGAAACAAUCAAUAUGGCAAUUAUCAACAAACUCUGGGUGCACCUGGAAUGUAUCUACAAGGCCAACAACAGAUUAAUCAGCUUCCUCUGCAGUCCACACGAGGCCAAUAUACAUCUCAACCACAUGCCAACUAUCCACAGCAGCCUCUGAACUAUCCUCAAAAACCCCCAUCAUCCUACAACCAAGGUCUCCAACCCAAUUAUCCACAACAAUCUCAACCUACCCAAAACUACCAAAACUACCAAAACCCCCAACCCAAAUCUCAACAACUAUAUCCUCAACCCCAACCAAAUCCCCAAGCCAAUCCCCAAGCCAAUCCCCAAAUUAAUCCACUAAUUUAUCAAGAAAACACUCAACCCCUUCACUUACACAAGCAAAAUCCUAUUAGCCAAAAUGUUCCACCUCAAAAACAUUUGACCAGAAAAACCCCUGCAGGUUUUGAACCAAACUCCCCCGGCACUAUGCCUUUGAAUUAUAAUGCCAAUAAGUCCAAUCCUAACAUAAAUUCAAAUAUUCAAGUACCAGAAUAUAUGGCUAAUCCAAAUUCUUCGGGUGCUGCUGAUAACAAUGGCUACCCACCCACCCACCCCUUACCCCAAAUACCACAACCACAAGUUGGUCAAACCAACGCUCCCUCCAAGCCAAAGAAACUACCACCCUAUCCCGUCGAGGACCUUCCCUUUGCUUCAGAGCCUAUGCAGUAUAAUGACCCAAACCAAAGCUACGGCAACCAAAGCUACGAUCCCAAUUACGCUGAAAACUACAACCAGGCCCCAUCCAACCUACACAAUUACCAGCCUAACCCAGUGGACCACCUAGCCCACUCGUUGAGCAACACUCACCUUGUUCAGAAGAACUACCCUGGCCAGGGAAAUGGCACCGCUCCCUACCAGAACUACAGCCACUACUGAGUGGGUCUGGUUCUUUGUACAUUAGCUUCUCUUCUCU
This is a messenger RNA of Ascoidea rubescens DSM 1968, 2903 nucleotides long. RefSeq lists its product as uncharacterized. The transcript has a single exon. The record is from RefSeq and is a predicted model, not a curated record. Bases 104 to 2866 code for a protein of 920 amino acids. Lineage: Eukaryota; Fungi; Ascomycota; Saccharomycetes; Ascoideales; Ascoideaceae.